Phascolarctos cinereus (koala) is the source of this 685-nucleotide messenger RNA. The record is from RefSeq and is a predicted model, not a curated record. NCBI's taxonomy places the organism in Eukaryota, Metazoa, Chordata, Mammalia, Diprotodontia, Phascolarctidae.
GGGAAUGGAAAAGGAUGGGGAGAAGCUGGGGGCUGGGGGGAGGCCAGAGCGAGGGGACUGGAGGCGUGGGGAGCCGGGCAGGCACUGGGCCGAGCUGAGCCGAGCUGAGCGAGGGGCCGCGCGGCCCAAGAGCAGGGGCUCCGGGGUACCAGGCCCGGAGGGGAGCAGCGCAGCAGCAAGCCACGAGCCCCGAGGAGGCGGGCCGGGCGGAGGAGACUGCGGGGCCCCGGGCCGGGGCCAGGGCCGGGGCCGGGGCCAGGGCCGGGCCGGGAGACGAACCUGUCCUAGUCUCCAGGAGGCGGCUGGAGCUCCGGAGGGGGGCCGGCCUGGGCUGGGGGACCGCGUGCGCCCGACCCAGGCCCAGAGGCAGGAGGACCCUAAGCACCUCGGCUCCGGGGCCCCGACGGCGGCGGCAUCGGCUGCAGCUUCAGCGUUGGCGGCAGCUUCGGCCCGGCCUCCAUCUUUGCUCCGGUUCUCCCCUGGGGGCGCGCUCCCGCGCCGAAGCGCGUCCUCGUCGCCACCCCCCCUCCCCAGGCGCGCCCCUGACGGAGGCGCGCUCCUGUCCGGUGCAGGUGGAGCAGAGGAGGUGCCAGGAUGGAAAACUGACACAGGAAUGGAAGCAAAAAGGACUCACAACCUAACAAUCCCUGGAAGCCUGGAAGAUCAGGGUUCAGGAAAAGAGCAG